Molecule: messenger RNA, 435 nt
Organism: Laetiporus sulphureus 93-53
Lineage: Eukaryota; Fungi; Basidiomycota; Agaricomycetes; Polyporales; Laetiporaceae
Product: TAFII28-domain-containing protein
Exons: 4
Coding region: 1-435 (144 amino acids)
Biological process (GO): RNA polymerase II preinitiation complex assembly; transcription initiation at RNA polymerase II promoter
Cellular component (GO): transcription factor TFIID complex; nucleus
Molecular function (GO): transcription coactivator activity; protein heterodimerization activity
Source: RefSeq, a predicted model, not a curated record
AUGGGUGAGGACGACGGCGAGGGCGAGGACGAGGUCCUCCCGGCCAUGGCGGACGAUGACUACUCUGCACAGCUAUCAUUCCAGAGCCAGUCGAAGGAUAAUCUGAAGGUCCUGAUGGACAACUUCAGCGAUGCCCAGUAUGACCGGUUCGAGGCAUAUAGGAGACACGCAUUGCCGAAGGCCGCUGUGCGCAAAGUUAUCCAACAAACCCUCGGUCAGCAAGUCUCUCAACCAGUCGCGCAAGUCGUUGCCGGUUUUGCUAAGGUGUUCAUUGGUGAGAUUGUCGAGAAAGCGCGUGACGUGCAAGAACGCCGCGGCGAGACAGGUCCGCUCUCGCCGGAUCACCUACGCGAGGCGUACCGAAUGUAUCAGAAGGAGACGGGCCGCGUCGGUGCCGCGCGUCCGCUGCGGGCAAAGAGGCUAUUCAUGAAGUGA